CUCUUCAAGGAGACACAUUGGGAAAUUUGGGAUCCAUCCUGGGAAUAAAUGUCUGUCAUCCACAGCCUGCAGGAUUCGCAGGACACCUUAGUUCCAUGCGUAAAUGAGCUGAAGAGCUCAAUGAAAGCCUGAAGAAGUGUCAAACAUUUGAAUCAGCUCCUUCUCCCCAUUCUUGUUAGAUACUUCGAAGUAUCAAUACUGAUUUUAUAUAUGACCUCUAAGAAAAUAUUGUCAGAAUCCUCCCUCCUCCUUCCCCCCCCCCGAACAUUACACAUACAAGCCAACCAAAUGAAAUGCCCCGCGUCACCAUGACAGUUAUACUAGAACACACGACUAAGGCUACGCCAUGGCAUAGCAGGGGACUUCUUUGUCUACGUCACACCCAAGAAACCCAUCAGUACAUGCAUCUGCAGCCUUGAUUCAGAUCUGUCAAACUAAAAAAUAAUAAAAUAUCCAACCUGCUGUCAUGUAUCUAAUGCCCAGCAAGCUAGAACGGCCAACAGGACAGCGGGCCAGAGCCCAGCAGACUGUCCGUGCCUGCCAAACUGUCCUAUAAGGCUUAAAAGGGAUAUAAACCAUAAAUCCCUCUGAACAGUUAGUUAAACUUAGAUUCUGAUUCUCCGGCUGUAUGUAGAAGAAGCACACAGCCAGAAGGCCAGGUACUGAGAACCACAGCAGGAAAAGUUGACACAGAAGUGACAGAAGCCAAAAACAGUGCUGAAACUGGGGGCACGUCAGUGUUCGGCAGUGUGUGCAUAACCCGCGCCAGUUCAGUGUUCCACCAUAUGCAUUAACCCGCGCGCCAGUUCAGUGUUCUGCAGUGUGCAUCAACCCGCGUUAGUUCAGUGUUCUGCAGUAUGCAUUAACCCCCACGCCAGUUCAGUGUUCUGCAGUGUGCACAAAUUGUGAGAAAGAUGGCCACCAGAUUCCCUUGAAAACCAGAAUCCCAGUUCCAGGCAAAGGUAAAAAGCUGUGCACUUACAAGGCACAAACUGUGCCGAGCCGACAGUGAAUGGAUUGACACAACCGUGUUGUGAGAGUUGUGAGAGUCGUGAACCAGACGGUGUCACACACGGACCAACACGCUACGACUGUCAUAUAUAGCCCCAGGUAUCAUACCGUGAAUCUCGUGCGCGAUCCUGAUUAAUCAGGUGCAGGAAUCAGCCAGCCGCCUGAUGAUAGAGACCGACCAAACAGGCGACAUCAGGGCAACUUUUGUCCAGUCCCGCUAGAUGAUUCAAAGUUUAGCAGUUGAUGUUUAAGCUUCCAGUUUAAUUUCUAAAGAGAGAACACUGGAUGCUCCUCAGGAGCAGGACAAGACAUUCUCACCUGGCAGAUGUCUUCCACAUGCUCAGCUGCACCUGACGUUGUCACAUGAAGGUACUGCAAAAGAGCAGUGUCAUCACAUGGAGGUACUGCAAAAGCGGAGUGUCGUCACAUGAAGGUACUGCAAAAGAGCAGUGUCGUCACAUGAAGGUACUGCAAAAGAGCAGUGUUGCGGAACCCAUGACUGCCGAUCUGCUGCGCCUGGAGUCGUCGCACGAAGAUACUGUAAGAGCAGUGCUGCGGACUCCGUGAUUGCCGACGUACGGACACCAACACAUACCACCUCUUCUGCGGACUCCGUGAUUGCCGACGUACGGACACCAACACAUACCACCUCUUUCACAGAUCUCUAUGCCUUGAUAAGAACUGGGAAAUUCUUUCAAAUUCAACCAUCUCUCCAGCUAAGGCUCUCAAAGUGAAGAUCCGGCAGCGAUCGCAGAUGCAGACAAGUCUCCCUCGAAGAGGUACAUCCAAAGUCGUAUAGUCCAAAUGCUCCAGAAGUUCCAAACAUAUUCCCAGCAAUGAAGUGGGUCCGUGGGAGGUGAUCUCCUCCCCCCUUUCAUCUUCCCACACAUUUGUGCUUUCCCACCCCUUUAAUCUUUGAAAGGGUUCUUAUUUCGGCAUCUGAUUCAUCACCCUUUGACAAACAUGUUCAGCCAUAACCUCCUGAAUCUGUACGCAGUUCUGCAGGCUCCAAGGGUCGACGGCCUAGCCCAGUUAAUUUCACACGCAAGUGGGGCCUUCAGGAGGUCAUGGGUUCAAUUCCCCAACAGCCGCCUGCAGCAUGCUUGGUGCUCACCCGCAAGGAUGUCUGUCUGAAAUUCUGAAUGAGGUACCACAGUUGAGCAGAUUUGCAGGACACCUUACGAAUCUCAGUAAAUGGGCAGAAGGAUCCAAACAAACUCCGCACUUUAGC
Chara braunii is the source of this 2242-nucleotide messenger RNA. NCBI's taxonomy places the organism in Eukaryota, Viridiplantae, Streptophyta, Charophyceae, Charales, Characeae. The record is from the annotation of a GenBank genome assembly.